Syngnathus typhle (broad-nosed pipefish) is the source of this 1757-nucleotide messenger RNA. RefSeq names its product sprouty related EVH1 domain containing 3 (gene spred3). The transcript is spliced from 6 exons. The coding region runs from base 204 to 1757 and encodes 517 amino acids. The record is from RefSeq and is a predicted model, not a curated record. Lineage: Eukaryota; Metazoa; Chordata; Actinopteri; Syngnathiformes; Syngnathidae. Gene Ontology annotation, cellular component: membrane. Gene Ontology annotation, biological process: negative regulation of MAPK cascade; multicellular organism development. Gene Ontology annotation, molecular function: protein kinase binding.
AUGGCUGCUGCAACCUCCAGCCUGUCCUGAUCGGCCGAGACGACGUCGAGGAGGCCCCGGCGGAGAAGAGGCCGACUGCGGGGAGGUGAGCGAGCGGAUGCGGGGACGAUGUGAGCCCCAUCGGCGUGUGUUUGCUGCGAGGAGGCUGAGCACAGCGAGAGGAGAGCCCGCGGUGGGCUCUGGCGAGCGGGCAACGGCGAGCCAUGGAGGGCGACGUGCGUGUUCGAGCCGUGGUGAUGACACGUGACGACUCCAGCGGCGGCUGGGUGCCCCUUGGCGGGGGUGGCCUCAGUCACGUGGUGAUAUGCAAGGGGCGAAGCCACAAGCGGAGAGAGUACGUCAUCCGCGGGGAGAGGCUGCGGGACCGAGCGCCGGUGCUGGAGUGUUCUGUGCAAAGGGGGCUGGUCUACAACAAGGUGAAUCCCAUCUUCCAUCACUGGCGGGUGGACGAGCGCAAGUUUGGUCUGACCUUCCAGAGUCCCGCAGACGCCAUCUCCUUCGAGAAGGGUCUGCAGGCAGUCAUCGACAAGCUGGACCGAGGCUCAGACUCGCCCUCGUCAUCAACGCCGGAGGAGGCGGACACAGAGGACGACGGACAAGCUUCCCAUACAGGCAGCGAGUCGUCGUCAAACAGCAGGAAGGAGAUGCUACCCAAGCCCAUCACCAUCGUGACCAGCGAGUCGUCCUCCACCUGCUUCGUGCGGGCCGACGAAUUUGCUUUUACGUCCGGCGGAACCACGCAGACGCCGGCUCAGAUCCACGCCAGGCCGGGGCAAUACCAGCUCUCGCAAAUGACCAGCGCCUUGAAUCCCCCGUCACCGCCGCCCCCGCCUCCGGCGCCACCGUCCCCUCCCGCGGGCCCGCCGGCCUCGUCACCUCUGUCCCCCCUUUCGCCCACCAUUUCCCUCCUGGAGGAGGGCGACCUGCGCAGCGUGGACCCCUGCAAGGACCUGUGGGGGUCCCGAGGAUACGAGGACUAUCGACGAGCGGGAGCCACUAGGACUAUGGUCGGGGGGCUGACCGGGGGCGUGGUCGUAGGUAGCGGGGGGAGCCUGCAGGACAAGUCGGAGCUGUGCGUGGUCCGCUUUGAGAAGGAGAUGUCCGGGUUGGGUACGGCGGGCUGCGACGUCACAGUGAGUCUGGACAGCAAGGCGGCCCAGCGUCUGUCCUCGCCUUCGCCCACCAACGUGUCCAUCCCCAACGCUGUGUCGGGCGUGUCCUCAGGGGCCGGCUCCCCCCAGGAGACCGGCAAAGGCUCCCCCUCGCCCUGCUGCAUCCACACCUCCCUGGCCACGCCCCGCUCGCGGACUCGGAAGAGGGGCGGCGCCGGGGCCUGCGGGGACCCGGGUGCCAUCUCCCCCGACGACGACAGCCCGUGCCCGCAGGCGUCGUCGUCGUGCUCGUCCCGCUGCGUGUACUGCCGCUCUGUGUUCAGCGCCUCGGAGAACGGUCGGGGCCGCUGCAGGGACGCCCCCGACCCGGCCCUGCACUGCCUGCGCCAGUGGACCUGCGUCUGGUGCGCCGAGAGCCUGCUCUACCACUGCAUGUCGGACUCCGAGGGCGAGUUUUGGGAGCCGUGCUCGUGCGACGACUCCAUGGGGGGCCACCCGCACCCCCUGUGUUGCGCUCGCUGGCUGGCUCUGGUGGCCCUGUCGCUCUUCGUGCCCUGCAUGUGCUGCUACCUGCCUUUGCGCGCCUGCCUGCGUUGUGGCGAGAGGUGCGGCUGCUGCGGGGGAAAGCACAAGGCGGUACGAUGA